Messenger RNA from Schizosaccharomyces osmophilus, 3345 nucleotides. It is a transcript of the gene snt2, whose product is annotated as Lid2 complex PHD finger subunit Snt2. The record is from RefSeq and is a predicted model, not a curated record. Gene Ontology annotation, biological process: histone catabolic process. Bases 1 to 3345 code for a protein of 1114 amino acids. Gene Ontology annotation, molecular function: ubiquitin-protein transferase activity; chromatin binding. Gene Ontology annotation, cellular component: Lid2 complex. The transcript has a single exon. Lineage: Eukaryota; Fungi; Ascomycota; Schizosaccharomycetes; Schizosaccharomycetales; Schizosaccharomycetaceae.
AUGCAUUCACAAGAAAGGAGUCGUGAACAGAGCAAAAAAACUGAAGAGAACCUGCAAAAGCAUGGCAUUAGAAGAUUAGUUAUUAAAGGAUUUAAAAAUAGCGUUACCAUAGCGUACGUGACGCCAGAGAAUAAGCAAAAAAGUACAACUAGACGAUUCGUGCUUCCAGAGCAGGAAAAGACGAAAAUCAAGCACAUCCCAGGAUCCUUUGAAUUGGAUCCAUUACCCAAAAAUGGAAUUGUAUACUGUACAUUAUUGAAUGGCCAACGAAUCCAACCGAAUGACUUUGUUUUCGUGUCCUCACCAUUUGCUGGCGAACCAUUUCAAAUAGCUCGACUUAUGUCUUUUGAGAAGUCCGAAUCUUGCCUUGGGACAAAUUUAUAUGACUCUGUUCGUUUGAAUUGGUUUUUUCGACCGCGUGAUAUUCAACGAAAUUCUUCUGAUACGCGUCUUUUGUACGCAAGUAUGCACAGCGAUAUCUAUAAUGUUGGAUUCAUCCAGGAACUCGUGAGCGUGAAACAUAAAACAGAAAUUCAAAAUUUCAAUGAAUACAAAAGACAACCAAAGUGCUUUUACUAUGAUCGCCUGUUUGAUCAAAACAUUAAUAAGGUUUUCGACCUAAUACCUGUUCAUAGUAUUACUAAUCUUCCUAAACGUACCCUUUCUGAUUUACAGAAUAACUAUAGUUUUGCGAUUGUCGAAUUAGCGAAAGGGCGAGCCUUGAUGGGAACACCUCGACUUUGCAACGUCUGCAAAGAAUGGUGUUCUUUAGAUCUUUCGGUACAAUGUGCUGACUGCAAGAAACAUUAUCACAUGAAGUGUGUGCAACCUCCGUUGGCAAAAAAGCCGCCCCAUGGUUUUGGUUGGACUUGUGCAUUAUGCUCUGUUUCGCAUCGACGAAGAAACCCUUCGUUACGCAAAUCCGCAAAGUUGAUGGCACAUAAUGAUUCCGAAUCAAACGAAGAAAUGUCGUCUUCUAUUAAAGAAGAUACUGAUAAUAAUAAUAAAGCUAGUGAUUCUGCUUUGAACACGUCCUCCCAUUCAGUUACGAUGACCUCUGAUAACUAUAUAAAACAAGAUGAUACUUUAAGUCCUCCUGCUGAAGCAGGUGUGCCACUUUUAGAGGAGGUGCCAAGUAGUAGUUUUACAAAGCUUCGCCGCCUCCCGUGGAACAUGCGUUACAUAGAUUUACGAAGUGACUUUGAUAAUGAAACUGAUUCUGAUUUGUAUCCCUCACGGGUUCGCUCUAUUGCAUCCCCAACUUUUUCCCCGACUGCUGAAGUUCAAUCAAAAGCUCCUAGGUUACUGACUACAGCGGAUGAAGAGAUUGAUCAAAAUCUACGUUCAUUAGAAAAUGAAAAGCUAGAUCUUUCACCUUUUUUUGCCAAAUGGCCAUUGUUAAAAAACAUUCCUUUAAAGGGAUUUUUAUUCCCCUUUUUCGAACCAAAUCUACGCGCAGGGAUGCUUUUAGUUCCUCUGGAACUUGAUGAUUCGGACUUAGAUGACUAUUUAAGAAGAAGUUGGAACCAAUGGAAAUAUUUGAAGAUUGAAAUACCUCCAUUCGUUCUUUUAGAUGUCUCCAUGACUAUGUUAUACCAAAACGGGCUGAAUAUGAUCAAUGCUCUUGACAAUUUGCAAAGAUUAAUAACUGGAAGCGAUUUCCCAAAUGUGGAUUCCCUUAAAAUAGAUGAAAAGAAGUUCGGGGAGCUUGUCAAACUUUAUGGAGGUUCUUUGCAUUGUAUACAUCGUCAUAUGGAAGCUCGCUGCUCUUUAAAAGAACUAUUGCAAUUUUACUUGGCGUGGAGUAUAUCUCCAAAAGGGACUGCGAUUUUAAAAGACUUCGCUACGACGAAGGAAAAAGAAGGAAGUUGGGAAGAGAAGUACACUUUGUUUUCUAAUCGCGAGCUUUAUGAUCCUUCCAAGUUGGCAAAAUGCAAAAAGCCGAUGGUUUGUCGUAAUUGUCAAAGUCGCAAAAGCUCUGACUUUUUUGUCGGUCCAGGAACGGAUAACACCAAUUUAGAAAAAAAUAAACUUGUCAUAUUUUGUGAAAAAUGUGGUAUUGUAUGGAAGUACUAUGCAACUACUUCGCAACAAGCAUUAAGCGUUGAGUUUGGUCGUUCAACUGACAAGGUUGUCAAAAGAAAGACAUCAGAAUGGGAGCAAUGGUUUGCCAACAAUCGUAGUAUCGUCAGCGAUUAUCAAUCUCGUGACGAUAGUCGAGGUAUAUCACCUGUACUGACCAUUGAUAGCGCUAAGGCUAACAAUGUUAAGACAACAGGUGAAAAUUCUUCGCGUCUUCAAAGCCCGCUUAAUAGAAACCCAAGAAGUGGUACUCCAAAAACCAAAGCCGAAGUUGCUUCAUCACCAUUGAAUACAAAGAAAGAAUGCAAUUUAUGCGGCGGAAGCAAUAAUGACGAUUUGGUUGGAUGUUACCAAUGUGGACUAAUUGUUCACAAAUCUUGCCAAGGUAGUAAAACGGGGGCAAGCGAUCAAUCUAAACUGAUAUCCAUGAUAUCUACUAGUCGAUCAACUAGAAGUGCGGCAAACAAUACCUCUAAACCUAGUCAGUUAAUCGAAAGUAGUCAGUGGUUGUGCGAAAGUUGUACUUUCGUUACCAAAUUUGAACUUGAUAGUGCACCUGAAUGUUUAUUAUGCUGUCAAACAGAUUUGCAACUUUCGAUGAAAAAAACUGAAGAAGGUAAUUGGGCACAUGUGUUGUGUGCUGCUUGGACACCCGGUGUUGUGAUUUCAAAUGAUGACACUGAACCCAUUUUAGGAAUUGGUUGCUUACCAUCAAAUUUUUGGGGUAAUACUUGCGAAAUUUGUCAACAUGAUCAUGGCAUAAGUGUGCAUUGUCAUAACAAUUACGCGUCACUUGCUCAUGUAAGUUGUGCUUUGAAAGCCGGAUGGAAUAUUUGUUUCGAAUUAAUUCGAAGAGAUACGCCUAAAAUCGAUAUUGAAGUUGGAAUGUCGACCUUAUCUUUUCUAAGCAGCCACACCGCUGCAAGCAAUGAAGCGGAUUUGACUCCUUACCUCUCUUUGAAGCCGAUCCUACUCCGUGGUCCGGGUAAUAUUCCGCGCAAUUUCAUACCUCGCACAAGCUCGAUACCGUCGUUGGGUAAAAAGUCCUGGAAGGCUUAUUUAGAAAGCAUGAAAAGUAAACAUGCGUUUUAUUUUUUACAAGCGGCUCAGUCCCAUGCACCCUCCGAAGAGCAAGAAAUGAUUGAAGAAAGUUGCAGUAGAUGUUCAACUACGAUGAGUCCAUAUUGGUGGCCGGAGGGGCUUUGUCAUAUGUGUUAUUUUCAUCGUUCUUUAGAAAACGAAGUGCCCGUUGCGAAUGUAUAG